AUGUUUGCCGAGUCCAAGCAGAUACCUCCGACCACUGAAGAAGUUCAUGCAUUUUCUGGUCAUAUUCGGGAUGAUGACAAUCUUGCGCAGAUCGGAAAAAAGGCUGUUCUAACGCCAUUCACAACUUAUUUAACUCUGCCAGGCUGGGUUACAUUGAUCGGAUGGCAAGCGGCGUUUGCGUCUGUGUCGUACUUGGCCGGUACCGAGGUUCAAGGCGCCGCCAUUUUCGCGUACUCUCACUAUCAACCCCAGGCAUGGCAUGGUACCCUGCUUCUCUGGGCGGUGGUCACAGUCGCAAUGGCAGUCAACAUCAUCGGGGGAAAGUUCUUUCCGCGCAUGGAAACUGUGAUUCUAUUUAUGCAUAUCGCAGGGUUUUUGGCCAUAGUAGUCGCAUUGACCUCCAUGGCCGACCACAAACCUGCACACGAGGUGUUUACCGACUUUCGCAACGGGGGAAAUCUUCCGGCCGACGGUGUAUCUUUCUUCGUCGGGAUGAUGGGUUGCGUUUUUGCGUUCGCUGGGGGCGACGCUGCAGUGCAUAUGGCCGAAGAGUGUAAUAAUGCUUCUAUUGCGAUCCCCCGAGCUAUCAUGCUCAGCAUCGCCAUCAAUGGUACCCUCGGAUUCAGUAUCAUGGUGGCUGUCUUGUUCUGCAUGGGUGAUGUUCAGCAAGCACUGGAAUCUCCGACGGGCUAUCCAUUCUUCGAAAUCUUUCACCAAGCAAUGGGAACGACCUCGGGCGGAUUAGGACUGAGCUUGGUACUGGUCAUUAUGAGCAUCUGCGCUGUUCUGGGUACCUUGACUGCCGUGUCCCGACAAUUUUGGUCGUUUGCUAGAGAUCGUGGCGUCCCGGGAUGGCGGAUAUGGAGCCAUGUUUCCUCCAGAACGCAGCUGCCCACUUACUCAGUCUUCCUAACCAUGACCGUCGCGUGUCUUCUCGGCCUCAUCAACAUCGGAUCCAGCGUAGCUCUGAACGGCGUUCUCUCCAUGGCCGUAUCCGGGCUGUAUCUGUCCUACCUGAUCGUCGGCGCAAUGCUCCUGUACCGGCGAUGCACAGGCGCUGUAUUUCAAUUCAGCGAUGCGGACGACAUGCAAAAGAACGUUCCCGGAGCAAAGCUAGUAUGGGGCCCGUUUCAUAUCCCCGGGGGCUGGGGAAUCUUGGUCAACGGAUACGCAGUCAUUCACAUGACGAUCGUGGUGUUCUUCAGUCUCUGGCCGACAGAGAUCCCGGUUACUGUGACCAAUAUGAACUUCAGCGUUGUUGGCACGAUGGGCACGAUCUUUCUAGCCUUGAUCUACUAUGUUCUCCGAGCGAGGAAAGUCUAUCAAGGACCGGUGAUUGAGACGGUGGGUUGA
Aspergillus affinis is the source of this 1353-nucleotide messenger RNA. RefSeq names its product amino acid transporter. NCBI's taxonomy places the organism in Eukaryota, Fungi, Ascomycota, Eurotiomycetes, Eurotiales, Aspergillaceae. The record is from RefSeq and is a predicted model, not a curated record. Gene Ontology annotation, cellular component: membrane. Gene Ontology annotation, biological process: transmembrane transport. Gene Ontology annotation, molecular function: transmembrane transporter activity. The transcript has 4 exons. Bases 1 to 1353 code for a protein of 450 amino acids.